AUGUCGUUUGUGAUGCAUGAGAUUGUCUAUUUCGGCCGUUCUCUUCCCUGGAUAUUCAUUGACACUUUGGGCUUGUUUAAGAAUUAUAAAAUCCAGAAUAAUAAAAUUCCUUCACUUAGGGAGCAAUGGGAUUGCGCCAAGUUUGUCCUUCUUAGCCACUUCACCGUGGAACUUCCGCAGAUUUGGCUUUUCCACCCCAUGGCUCAAUUCUUCGGUCUGUCUACGUCGGUUCCUUUUCCCUCUAUUUGGACCAUGAUGUACCAGAUUGCCAUUUUCUUUGUUCUUGAGGAUACAUGGCAUUAUUUCUCUCACCGUGCCCUCCAUUGGGGCCCUUUGUACAAGGCUAUCCAUAAAAUCCACCACCAGUAUUCGGCACCCUUCGGUAUGGCCGCCGAAUAUGCGUCGCCUAUUGAGGUUAUGAUUCUUGGGUUUGGGACCGUUGGAUGCCCCAUUCUUUGGUGUGCAUUGACUGGCGACCUGCAUAUCUUUACGAUGUAUGUCUGGAUUGUCCUACGGCUCUUCCAGGCCAUUGAUGCGCACAGCGGCUAUGAGUUCCCUUGGAGUCUCCAUCAUUUCUUGCCUUUUUGGGCUGGAGCUGAUCACCAUGAUCUUCACCAUGAGAAAUUUGUCGGCAACUAUUCGAGUAGCUUUCGGUGGUGGGAUUACCUUCUCGACACUGAAUACACGCCCGAAGCUCUUAAGCGCCGAAGGGAGGGCAGAAUUACAAAAAAGGCUCAGUGA
Aspergillus pseudoviridinutans is the source of this 741-nucleotide messenger RNA. RefSeq names its product sterol desaturase family protein. NCBI's taxonomy places the organism in Eukaryota, Fungi, Ascomycota, Eurotiomycetes, Eurotiales, Aspergillaceae. The transcript is spliced from 3 exons. Gene Ontology annotation, biological process: ergosterol biosynthetic process. Gene Ontology annotation, molecular function: C-4 methylsterol oxidase activity; iron ion binding. The record is from RefSeq and is a predicted model, not a curated record. The coding region runs from base 1 to 741 and encodes 246 amino acids.